Messenger RNA from Eimeria acervulina, 219 nucleotides. RefSeq names its product DNA-directed RNA polymerase II, 8.2 kDa polypeptide, putative. The coding region runs from base 1 to 219 and encodes 72 amino acids. The record is from RefSeq and is a predicted model, not a curated record. Gene Ontology annotation, biological process: transcription by RNA polymerase I; tRNA transcription by RNA polymerase III; transcription by RNA polymerase II. NCBI's taxonomy places the organism in Eukaryota, Apicomplexa, Conoidasida, Eucoccidiorida, Eimeriidae. Gene Ontology annotation, molecular function: DNA binding; DNA-directed RNA polymerase activity; zinc ion binding. The transcript has 3 exons. Gene Ontology annotation, cellular component: RNA polymerase II, core complex; RNA polymerase I complex; RNA polymerase III complex.
AUGAUUAUCCCUGUCCGCUGCUUCACUUGCGGCAGAGUUAUCGGUCAUCUGUGGGAGCAGUACGUGGAGAAGUUGCAGAAUGAUGUUGAUGAGGGGGAGGCUCUGAAUGACUUGGGUUUGAAGAGAUACUGCUGCCGCCGUAUGAUAUUAACGCAUGCAGAUUUAAUAGACAAGUUGCUGGCAUACAACAUUUAUGAGAAGAAAAUGCCCGACGCAUGA